CUUACCUGGCAGGGGAGACACCAUGAUCAAGCAGGUGGUUUUCCCAGGGCGAGGCUCAUCCUUUGCACUCCGGGUGUGCUGACCCCUGCGAUUUCCCCAAAUGCGGGAAACUCGACUGCAUAAUUUGUGGUAGUGGGGGACUGCGUUCGCGCUCUCCCCUGAUAAAUGUGGUAAAGGAAAGAUCAGUAUAAGCGCUAAAAAGGUGUCGGAAUGUUACUGUAGUUCGUUUUAGGUAGGGAAACGCACAUUCCCGGUUCCCCGCGUCUCCUCUCGUAGCACCGCGCACUAUCCCACCACCCCGCACGUCCCGGCUGCCCCGCCCCGCCGUUCCCUCCCUCCGGGACUCGCCGUCUCUCCCCCGGCUCGGCCGCUCCUGUAUCUCCGUUCAGAGGACACGGAGCCGCCACGUGGCGGCGGCAGCGCGCGCGCAAAGCCGCUCCGGUACUGACGCCAUCACCGCCGUGACGCCAUCCCCGUGCGCCUUCUUCUCCAUCCGGUACCGGCAAAGGGAUCUUCAACCCGGAUGGCGUCCAGCUCCUCCCGGGAGCGGAGCCGCCGGGGCCGCUCGCGACGGGGAUCGGUGCCCACCGGGAGUAACCGGAGCCGCAGCCGGGAACGGGAAGGGGAAUCGUCACCACCGGGAGAUGCGGAUGCUCUGGAGGAAGAAGAAGCCCCCAAAUCCCGGAAAAAAGCUGUCCGUAACCAAAAAUCCAAGCGUAUUCCCGGUGAUCCUGACAGCCCAGCGGCUGCGGAGGGCACAGGACACGGCGAGUCCUCACGGCCGGCGGAGAACGGGGCCGUGCCACCCCAAAAGGUUCCUGGGAAGCGGGGUCGGAAGUCCAAGGCGGAGAUGCUGCUGCUGAAGCUCUCGCAGGACCUGGAAUGCCCGGCUCCGGAGCCCAUCUGCGUCCAGAAGAUGGUGACAAGCCCAGAGGCAGCAGAAAGCCGGGAGAACCCCCCCGGAGCACGGCCCAAGAGGAGGGCAGCCAAAAUGGCUUUGCUGUACCUGCAGGAGCUGGCAGAGGAGCUGACAACUGCGUACCAGCCUACAGCACCGACCGAGGGGACCCCGGAGCCAGAGCCGGAGCCCAAGCAGAGCCAGAGGAGGCGUCGGAGCCGGAGGAAGAAGGAGGAGGACAUGGAUAGCGAUGAUCCCACCCAGGAUGCGGACUUUGUGCCCUCGAAGGAGGUGAUGCUGCAGGCGGAGGAGGAGGAGGAGGGCAGCGAUGCACCACUCAGCGAGGCCUCGGAGCCGGAGCUGGAGGCGCUCCAAGGGCAUGGCGGGAAGGCAGCAUCCGUAGGGAGAUCCAAGCCGCAGUGCCGAGGCUUCGCUCCCAAUGGGUUCCACAACUCCAUUAUGGCCCCGGUGGAGAAAUGCUCCAGCCUCACCUGCAGCUUGCGGGAUCGGGCAUAUUCGCAGUGGGAGUUUCCCGACUGGAUCCCUUUGGCGCACAAGUGGACGUGUCUCUCCGAAAGUGAAGCUGCUCCAUACCUGCCAGCUGAGGAGAAGUCCCCACUCUUCUCCGUCCAGCGGGAGGGCAUCGAGGACACCGGCAUCUUGUACAGGGUGAACAGGUUCAGCUCCCUGCCGCUGCAUGAGGAGCGCCAGGACAUGUCCUUCUUCGUGGGUGGCCCAGUGUGGGCGAUGGAGUGGUGCCCGUCACCGGAGGGCUCGGUGGCCACGCAGUACUUGGCCGUUUACUGCCACCGCAGCAUGGAGGAGACGCACAGCGUGGCCGGGCUGCACUGCGGCCCCGCACUCCUGCAGCUCUGGGACCUGGGAUCGCUGCAGCCAGAGCAGGGCUCCGCCAACAAAGCCAGGCUGGCGUAUGCCAUUGCUGCCGACCACGGUUGCGUCUGGGACAUGAAGUUCUGCCCCAGCGGCGCCUGGGAGCCCCCCAACACUGCCAGGAAGCACCCGCAGAUGAGCCGGCUGGGGCUGCUGGCCGUGGCCUUCUCCGAUGGCAGAGUGGUGCUGUAUGCACUGCCGCAUGCCAGCGCCCUGCGGCACUCCCAAAGAACCCAGGUAAAAGAUGGGUCCCUCCACAAGCACAUCAUCUGCAAGGUGCAGUGUGUUGCCACCCUCCAAGUGGGCUCCAUCCAGGCAGGAAACGUGUCUGAGUGUGGGCAGUGCUUCAGCCUCUCCUGGAUGCCCUCCAAGCCCCAUCACCAUCUUGCAGCCGGGUUUUAUGACGGCACGGUGGCCAUUUGGAACCUGCUGAGCAAGUCUCUGCUGCAGUGUGUGCACCAGCCCGAUGGCUCCAUCAAGCUCUACCCGUUCCAGUGCUUCCUGGCCCAUGACCAUGCAGUACGGAGCAUGGAGUGGUGCAAGGCCAACAGCAACUUCCUGGUCACGGCAGGGAGCGACCGGAAGAUCAAGUUCUGGGACCUGCGGCGGCUCUAUGAGCCCAUCAACAGCAUCAAGCGGUUCCUCAGCACGGAGGUGGCCUGGCUGCUGCCCUACAAUGGUGUCACGGUGGCUCAUGACAACUGCUACGCCUCUUAUGGUCUCUGUGGGAUCCACUACAUCGACGCUGGGUACCUGGGCUUCAAGGCAUAUUUCGUGGCCCCUCGCAAGGGCACUGUGUGGAGCAUCUCUGGCUCAGACUGGCUGAACACGGUGGCAGCGGGGGACAUCACUGGCGAACUGGUGGCUGCGGUGCUGCCUGACCUGGCUAUCAACCCCCUCAACGUCAAGCGCUCCUCGGACCGCAGAUUCCCGGUCUACAAAGCUGAUCUGCUGCCAUGCAGCCCUGAUGGAGCUGAGGGCACUGAGCCGGUGCUGCCCAGGACCAGACGCUACAAUGAGAUGGUGGCCAAGAGCUACCUCCGAUUCCAGGACACGGACCUGCGCAGCUUCCAGAACUUCCCCAGCCGGGAGCCCAUGCGACGCAUGCACAAGCAGGAGGUCAAGGCGGAGCUGAGCCUCGACCGCCUGCAGCUCGAGGCGCUGCACAAGGUCCGCUUCAGCCCCAACCUGGACUCUCUGGGCUGGCUGGUGUCUGGGGGGCAGGCGGGCAUCGUGCGGGUGCACUGCCUGUCGGGGCUGGUCUGCGCCGUGAGCCCCGAGCUGCACUUGCAGCACCGCACCCGCUUCAGCGCCCACUGCAGUGACGAGGCCGGCAGCCGCCGCAGCCCCACCGAGCGCUCCUCACCACUGCCAGAGUAGCGCCUGCAUCCCUGGUGCUGUGCUCCAACGCCCUCGCUGCAGCGGCAGCAGGGCCGGACUCUGUUGUCUGGGGGAUCCCAUGUCCCCUCUUGGUGCCUCCCGCCCCUUGGGGCGCAACGCUGCUCCUGGGGUGCCUGGCGUGCUCAGGACCCCUCUCCUCGUGCUCCGUACCCCAAAAGGACUCUUUGGUACUGUUGGGGCUGAUGUGGUGUGGGGAGGGUGGUGGGACCGGCGCAAGCCCCUGGGCUGAGCUGUGGGGUUGGGGAAGCCCCUGUGCACCCCACAUGUGUGGGGCUGUGCCUGCUCUUUGCGCCCUGUCCCGGCCAAGGCCCCCCCGUGC
Messenger RNA from Cuculus canorus (common cuckoo), 3509 nucleotides. It is a transcript of the gene GTF3C2, whose product is annotated as general transcription factor IIIC subunit 2. Gene Ontology annotation, molecular function: protein binding. Gene Ontology annotation, cellular component: transcription factor TFIIIC complex. The transcript is spliced from 18 exons. Bases 524 to 3169 code for a protein of 881 amino acids. The record is from RefSeq and is a predicted model, not a curated record. Gene Ontology annotation, biological process: transcription by RNA polymerase III. NCBI's taxonomy places the organism in Eukaryota, Metazoa, Chordata, Aves, Cuculiformes, Cuculidae.